Molecule: messenger RNA, 1017 nt
Organism: Meleagris gallopavo (turkey)
Lineage: Eukaryota; Metazoa; Chordata; Aves; Galliformes; Phasianidae
Source: RefSeq, a predicted model, not a curated record
UUGCCGGGGGGGGACCUUUUAGCCGUCCCGGAGAGCAGCCAUUACCAGUGCUUGGAAUGCGGGCAGCUGCUGCUGUCCCCGGGGCAGCUGUUGGAGCACCAGGAGCUGCACCUGGAACCCAGCACCAAAACCCAACAGCAGCCGGCGCUUGGAGGCACCAAACCCCACCUGACCGUCCCCAAUCAGAUCCACUACGAGUGCGUGGAGUGCGGGGCUCUUUUCGGCACCCAGGACGCCUGGUUGGUGCAUCGGCAGAACCACCGCGACGGCCACGGCGCCGCCGGCACCACCGGAACCGGCGGCAUCCCCACCGCCAGGGUGGACGUGGAGCAUUCGUACCGCAAACCGGAGGAGGAGGAGGAGGAGGAGCUGCCGACCGGGGUGCAGCUGCUGCUCUACGAAUGCGCCCAGUGCCUGCAGCUCUUCCACAGCCCCAAGGACGUGCUGGAGCACCAGGCCGGCUGCCACCUCCCGGCUCUGCCGCCGUCGGAUCACAGCUACGAGGUGAAAGCCGACGGAGCCGACGGCGAUGAGCGCAACCGGCACCGGCUGCCGGCCGAGCAGCGCUGCUCCGAAUGCCAGCAGCUCUUCCCGUCGCCGCGUCGCCUGCAGAGGCAUCUGCGCUGCCAUCGUUUGGGUGCCUUCCAUUGCCCUCUGUGCAGCAAAGUGCUGCCGACUCCGCCGGCUUUGGAGCAGCACCUGGCCGGGCACAGCGCCGAGUCCCAUUUCUUGUGCCUGGAUUGCGGUUUGGCUUUCGAUACCGAGGCGGUGCUGCUGGCGCAUCGACGCACGCACGGGGCCGAGGCGCUGCACCGCUGCGGUUGCGGGAAGGCUUUUGUGAACAUGACCAAAUUUCUGUACCAUCGGCGCACGCACGGGGCGCUGGGCGGAGGAACCGGGCACAGCAGCAAAGCCGGGCCCGAGGAUUUGGUGCUGAGCGACGGCGCUGGAGGAGGGGAUGGGAGCGUGGGGGACGCCGUGAUGGCUGUGAUGGAGGAGGGGGAGGUGCCGGGUGAG